GAUCUAAAUCACACAGGUGUUGGUAGAGAAAGAGGCAUACUGGUAUUGAAACUUUAAACUGGCCUGUUUACUUUGUCUCCUAACAAAAACACUUUGAAUUCAGGUUCUCCACAGCAGUCUUCCACUGGCCACAGUGAAGGGAGCUAGGUUUCCCCAGUCUCCAGCUACAAAAACUCAGAACAUCUAAAGAUCUGAAAGAUGGAAAAAAGAGAACUAAAGGCUUCUGUUGCAAAAUUUGACAAGAUUCCUUGGCUUAGUGAGGCCAGCCUCGUAAACAAGCCAUUAGUGCUCAGCCUCCCCAGAAGAUAUCCUCCUUCCUCUGCGACUUUUCUGACUUCAUCCAAGAAGAAUAUGAAUUUGCCAAUUUUGUUUCAAGUUCCAGAUGUUUUGUCUAAGGCCAGGAGGAACCAGCGUGAGUCCAUGCUGCUCAGAAACCAACAGCUGUGCUCCACAUGUCGAGAAAUGAAAAUGGUACAACCAAGAACAGUGAAAAUUCCAGAUGAUCCAAAAGUAUCCUUUGAGAAUUUUAUGAGUCAUAGAAUGAUGAGUCUUCAUCAACCCAAAUUCCAGACUACCCUUGAGCCUUUCCAUGAUGACAUCCCAACAGAAAGCAUUCACUACAGACUGCCCAUUCUGGGCCCCAGGACAGCUGUCUUCCAUGGAUUACUCACAGAGGCCUACAAAACUCUAAAAGAGAGACAACGUUCUUCCUUGCCCAGAAAGGAACCAAUAGCCAAGAUGAUGAGGCAGUGAGCAGUAGGAGCUCAUCACCUCCCAGACUCCCAGAGAGAAAAUAACCUCACCAAGUCAAUCUUUGACACUGGCACCUUCUCCUCACAAUUUUCUCUCCUCUCCCAAAAGAUGAUUUAAUUUUGCCUUCCUAAGAUUGCUAGUAUUCUAGCUGUUACCUCUAUCUUCUCUCUCAUGUCUCCUAAAGAUAAAAUGGUUUAAUUUAUAUGAUUAUAAAGAUCUGUUGAUGAAAAUG
Piliocolobus tephrosceles (Ugandan red Colobus) is the source of this 985-nucleotide messenger RNA. RefSeq names its product chromosome 1 C1orf105 homolog (gene C1H1orf105). The transcript is spliced from 7 exons. Lineage: Eukaryota; Metazoa; Chordata; Mammalia; Primates; Cercopithecidae. The record is from RefSeq and is a predicted model, not a curated record. The coding region runs from base 199 to 753 and encodes 184 amino acids.